CUCCUCGCGCUCAGAGGUCUGACUCGCGGUGCUCCGGUGGCUAUCUGCGGACUUCUUUACACCGACUGGACCCGUUUGUCCCGAGAGGAAGAGAAGGAGAGAAGAAGAAGAGAAGGAGAGAAGGAGCUCCACCUGGCCGGUCUUUACACGCUUUACCACCUUUUGGGUUCAAUCUGGAUUAUUAAUAUUGUGGAUCCGAUUUUAAUGGAAAGAAGAAUCUCAACGUGACCAGCGGAGGAUGCGCUUUGUUGUUGUUGUUGUUGUUGUUUGUUGUUGUUGUUGUCUGUCCCGAAAGACACAACUGAUGCGUUUUGGGAACUGAGUGACAGCUGAUUGGAUGGACGAGCUCUACAGCUGAAGAGAGAGAGAGAGAGAGAGAGGCUUCAUGGAGCCCGCAGCCGGGAUGCGCUGCGCAUCUGAACCGCGACGCGGGAACACAACGGCGCACCUGAACGCAACACAACCGUGAAGGAUCCACCAUGUCUUCUUCCUCCUCCUCUUCCUCCCUACUGACGAGGACGCUGACCCAGUGCCGGACCCUGGCCUUCAUGCUGCUGUUGCUGGCUCCCGGCCGCCCGGCGGCCCCGCAGAGCUCCUGGGUGUCUUCAUGGCCUCCCUCCAGCGAGGACCCGUCACGUGGCGUGGUGCAGAGGUCACGUGGCGUGGUGCACAGAGGAGGUCAUGUGUCGUGUUCUCUCCACAGGAACCCGGUGGGCGGGCCUUGUGACGGGGAUCCCAGACAAUACAAGAUCUGCAACACGAAGGAGUGCCCCCCCAGCUCAGAGGACUUCAGAGAGAUGCAGUGUGCUGCCUUCAAUGACCGGCCGCUGGUGGCUGGAAACUCCUUCAGAUGGACGACCUUUCACGGAGGUUCUGACCCGUGUGAACUGAGCUGCUUGGCGCUCGGUCACAACUUCUACUACGACUUCGGCCGCGUGCUCGACGGCACGCCGUGCGACAAGGAGCCCGACGCGCUGUGUGUCAACGGCCGCUGUCUGAGGCCCGGCUGUGACUCCAUCCUGGGCUCCCAGCAGCAGGAGGACGCCUGCAUGGUGUGUGGAGGCCUGAACACCACCUGCCUGCACCACAAGAGCGUGUACCAGAGUCUGGAGGCGGGCGGACCUUUUGGCUACAACCAGGUGGCCAUGAUCCCCGCCGGAGCCACGCACCUCCGAGUCACGGACAACAGCAGGAACUACCUGGCCCUCCAGAACGGGCGAUCCCAGUUCGUGAUCAACGGCAACUGGAAGAUCAGCGUGCCGGGCGAGUACAACGUGGCCGGGACCAAGCUGCUGUACCGGCGCUCGGCCGACACCUGGGAGAGCUUCGAGGUCCCCGGCCCGACCAAGGAGGACCUCCAUUUGAUGGUGCUGGCGACCGACAGGAACCCCGGCAUCGAGUACGAGUACUGGCUGCCGCUGGGCCAGUACGCCCUCCACCACGGGGGGAGGAGCCCACUGCGUCAAGCUCAUCACACUGACAACUACCCCUGGGCCCAACCCCCCCCCACCUCCACCUCCACCAGGCCUCCGCCUGUCACCACCCGACCCCACUGGUUUUUAAGGCCUGUGAAGCCGCCCCGCCAAUCUCUCCACCUGGGCCCCCACCAGGACCCCCACCACCAGAACCCCCACCAGAGCCCCCACCACCAAGGCCACCACCAAGGCCCCCACCAGGGCCCCCACCACCAAGGCCACCACCAAGGCCCCCACCAGGGCCCCACCACCAAGGCCCACCAGGGCCCCCACCACCAAGGCCCCCACCUGCCCAUCCUGCCCCGUUUGGAGCGGGAGGAGAACCACAGGAACCUCCUUCCUCAUCCUCCACCUGGAAGGCAUUGUGGGAAGUGUCGGCGGGUCAAAGGUCGGAGGGAACGCCAGCGACAGUACUGCCAGAAGGACUUUGUGUUCCGCGGCCGCGUCCUGGGGAAGCUGUACCGCGGCGAGGAGACGCGCUACGACGUGCAGGUCAUGCACACGUACCGCAACGGCUUCCGCCUGGAGCACCGCGAGUUCCUGUGGGUGCAGAACGUGUGCGACUGCCCCGACCUGCGCCGGGGGAGCCAGUACGUCCUGAUGGCGCGGCGCCACAUCAACCACGAACGCACGCUCAACCGCAUCCUGCUGGAGGAGGACAGCUACGUGGCGCCCUUCAGGCCGCGGGAGGAACUGCUGCUGCGGCCGCUGGAAAGACUGUGCAGCAACCGGGGGGCCAAGCAGCCGGCUUUUCUGGCACGUGUCGCCUGCAGCGCCAACGUCUGACCAAACCAGCGGAUUCUAAAAGUUCUGUUAACAUCUGCAGCUCCACUGAACCUCCAGCACCAUCAUGAAGAACAACAUAUUACUAUUUACUUCUUUUUAAACUCAAUGCUCACCAAGGCCCCCGGUGACGCCACCGGCCGUCUCCUCACGGCGAGUUGCAACCUGCGCUCAGGACUCGGAGGGGAGGAACUCGAGAUCGUGAAAACACAUUGCUUCACAAUAUAUUCAUGCAUAUAAAGACAACGCUUACGCCACAACUCAAUAGCCAGCGUGUCACUCGUGUAACGUCCUUUGUGUGUCCGUGUUGUGGUGUUUUUACCGCGUGUUUGCUUUAACGUGAAGAGAUUAUGAGUUUUCCAGUAUUGUAUUGCGUGGCACUGAUAUAAGUAUAAGUUGACUAUAUAUGUUUUGAGAAAACUUGCAGUCAGUUCUGUGCCUUGUGUUGUUUGAUAUAUAACAAACCUCAUCUACGUGUGCCAAAAUAAUGUCUUUUUGUACCUUUUUGUCCAUGGAGUGAAUGAAAAUUCUUCUAUUUAACACUUAUUACCACAAAUAAACAACAACAAAGCAGACGGGA
Pseudoliparis swirei is the source of this 2838-nucleotide messenger RNA. It is a transcript of the gene adamtsl5, whose product is annotated as ADAMTS like 5. The record is from RefSeq and is a predicted model, not a curated record. Gene Ontology annotation, molecular function: protein binding; metalloendopeptidase activity. Gene Ontology annotation, cellular component: extracellular matrix. Lineage: Eukaryota; Metazoa; Chordata; Actinopteri; Perciformes; Liparidae. Gene Ontology annotation, biological process: extracellular matrix organization.